UUUAUUUUAAUUAAGAAAAUAAGAAAAAGAAAAAAAUUCACUCCAAAAUAAAUGUAAGACUAAAGUGAACAAAAGAUAUAAUAUUUUAGUAUCCCUUAUAAAUUAUAACUAAAUGAUAUUAUGAACUUCUCAAGAGGUUAAGAUCAAAUGUAUAAUGAAAAUUUACUGGAAGAGGUAAAUGACUUCUACAAAAAAUAGUUUGAAGAUAUUAAAGGAAAACUGCAAUAAUAUCAUUUAUUUUAAGAACUUAAAGAAAUUGAUACUGAAAAAAUCAAACACAAUACAUGCGCUUUAAUUGGAAAAGAAAACACAUGGAACUUAAGUCAUAUUUUUAUGAAUAAUGGUUAUGACAGUAAAAAUAAAUCUAUAAAAUUAAAAGAAUUUAGAUACUGCCAGUCAAGUUUACUAAAAUAAAGUCAUGAGUAAAAUUCAAAUAUCAGUAAAUUUUAACUUAGAAUAGUGAAGUAAAUAGAUACUUAACAUCCAAAUUCUUCUUCUAAAUAUGGUAAUUUCAUAUUAUGUCACUUUUUAUGUCAAGGUCAGCUGAAAAGUUUUGUAGAUGAAAAUAAUACCUCUCAAUAACAAUAAUAAAAUAAUAACUCAAGUAACUAAAAUUAAGAUUAUUCUAAUAACUCUAAUUAAGCAUAGUUCAUAUAAUAACCUACGGAAGAAAUCAAUAAUGACUAAUAAAGGUUAAGAGAUAUUAAUAAUUAAAAUAGCAUGGCAAUUAAUUAAUAAGAAUAAAACUAAUAAACUUCUUAAAACGAGCAAAUAAAUUUGAAUAUAAUUAACUAAAACGAAAUGUAGCUUAAUAUUCAAAGCAGCUCAAUUGGUUAAGCAGAAGGUAUAAAUGUAGUUCCUUAAUAAAAAAUAGACUAAGUUGAGUAUAAUUAAUAGUUACCUAUUAAUUAAGAGAUACCAUAAUCAAAUAAUUCUCAAAAUAUUCAUAGUAAUUUAAGUCAUAGAGUCUCAAACAGAGGAGAUUUUAAUUGCAAAUAAGAAUAUGACUAAUAAUCAGAGAUCCAAAAAGAUUAGUACAUUAAAAAGUUAGAAAAUAAAGUAUAAGCUCUUGAGGUUUAAGUAAAAGAUCUUGAGUAUCAAUUAACAGUUGAAAAAAUAUAAAGUGCUAAAUAAGAAAAGAAAAUUUUUCUUUUAAGUAACCCUGGCUAUUAGCCAUAUAAAAAGCUUAAAAAAGAUGAUACAAAAUCAAUAGACAUUGAUUGA
Messenger RNA from Tetrahymena thermophila SB210, 1224 nucleotides. RefSeq lists its product as hypothetical. NCBI's taxonomy places the organism in Eukaryota, Ciliophora, Oligohymenophorea, Hymenostomatida, Tetrahymenidae. The record is from RefSeq and is a predicted model, not a curated record. The transcript has a single exon.